ACCGUUGGUGUCCACCAAGGCUCGGCCCUCUCGCCCCUGCUGUUCACUCUCUGUAUGGACACCGCGACGGCUGAUCUGCAAUCACCACAUCCAUGGAGCCUCCUGUAUGCAGAUGAUGUGUGCCUAUCAGAAACAGAAAACUGCCUAGCCCUGCAAAUCCAAACACAAGCAUGGAAAGACCGGCUCUCCGAAAACGGCAUGCGCCUGAACAUCAAGAAGACAGAGUACCUUGAAUGCGGCCCCCAGACCAACAGUACCAUCACUAUCGACGGCGAGCCGCUGACUAAAGUUGCCCAAUUCAAGUACCUCGGGUCCCUUGUCACCUCAGACUGCGAAACCCUGCCAGACGCCAGACUCCGUGUCAACACAGCGUGGAUGAAGUGGCGUCAGGUGAGUGGAGUCUUAUGCGACAAGAGAAUGCCAAUCUAUCUUAAGGCGAAAGUCUAUAAGUCGAUUGUGCGCCCAGUGGCACUCUACGGGUCAGAGUGCUGGCCAGCGACGACCAAACAUGAACAAGCUCUUCACACCAUGGAGAUGAAGAUGCUGAGGUGGCCUCUGGGUCUCACACGUGACCGAGUGAGGAACGAAGAGGUCAGGAAACAAUGGGGAGUGACACCGAUCACAGACAAGAUGCGAGAAGCGAGGCUCCGAUGGUAUGGCCAUGUUGUCCGUAGCGAUAAAAAUUCUAUCGCAAAGACAGCCCACCAAUUAGAUCUGGAGGGAAACAGGCCACAAGGAAGACCAAAAAAGCGCUGGAUGGACCGAAUCAAGGAUGAUAUGAAGGCUGUGAAUGUUACACCAGAAGACGCCCUUGAUAGGAAGAAGUGGAGGAAGGCAUGCAAGAUAGCGGACCCUGCGUCGCGGGAUAUAAACCGCUAGGAAGAAGAAGAACCGAAUGUCCUAAUCUAAUCUCUUUUCUUGGCUGACGUAACACAAUUGACACACAUAACACAUCAACUUUAAGCACACGUCACAUCAACUUUAAAAUUCACCCCAGCAUUAACAACAAGUUUUCAUCAAAUAUUCCCCAGACUUUACUUUUUAUUUAUCACAAAUGACCCAAAAUCACCAUGGACAUGUCACCCGAAAUCUACUUAACAGAUUUUAUA
Oreochromis niloticus (Nile tilapia) is the source of this 1109-nucleotide messenger RNA. RefSeq lists its product as uncharacterized. The record is from RefSeq and is a predicted model, not a curated record. The transcript has a single exon. Lineage: Eukaryota; Metazoa; Chordata; Actinopteri; Cichliformes; Cichlidae. Bases 55 to 879 code for a protein of 274 amino acids.